ACUUGUGCUCUCAAGGUACAGUCAACAACACAGCCUCAGAUAGAAACUCUUUGAAGAGAUGUCUAAACUAACUAUUGUGGCCUUCUUUGUGAUCGUUGGGGUCCUAGCAAUCAACGGUGCACGUUUGCGUAUCCGACCGAUUUACGACUAUGGCUCACCAGAUUAUCGUCUUAUUCCUGGGAGGGACGGACGUCAUAGACUUGUUCGUGUAUACGAAAGACCAGACAAACCAGAUCACUUGGUAAUCACUCAAGGACGUGGCGCAAACAGGCGGACAUAUGUCACUGACAAUGUUGACCAUCUAUAUGAUCACCCUAGAAUGGGUGCACGUGCACUGUCAUCUCAUCACGGCUACAGCACCUUAGGAAGAAGGAAGCGCAGAUCCAUCCUGCAUCCAUUCCACUCAGCGGCACUGUUCCACCCACUGCUGGCUCGCAACUACGGUCUCAAUCUCGCUCUCAGAGCCCGAACCCUUGGUGCCCUGUCGUACAGAAAUCGUCUUCUCGGAGCACGUGGUCUUAUGGGGCAACGCCUGGUGAGACCCCAAAAUGUUGCACAGAUCGCUACACAGGUGGGACAUCACAAAACACCAGCGGCUGUGACCAAGGUCGCAACGAAACAUGCGCCACAGAUUAUUCCCUCUGCCCCAGCUGUUGUCCUGACAAAAGGUGUAGACUCCUACCCAGCUCCCGCCGACGUAUACCAGCCAGGUCCCGGUGUCAACACAGGAAUCCCUAACCACAUGGAUCAAGUCGGCCUUCCCUAUCAAGAAAUCUUCGAUCAACCCUCCGGAGGUCAGCCCCUGUACCAACCUGGCGCUCCAUACAACGGCCCUGCUGGUCAGCCCGCGGAUCUGUACAACGGCCCUGCUGGUCAGCCCGCGGAUCUGUACAACGGCCCUGGCGCUCCAUACAACGGCCCUGCUGGUCAGCCCGCGGAUGUGUACAACGGCCCUGGCGCUCCAUACAACGAUCCUGCUGGCGCCCAAACCUACCUAGAUCCUCUCGGCUCCGGCCCCAUCUAUCAAGGUACCAACGGCGCUUCAGAGAUACUCAGUAAUGGAAUCGAUGUCUACUCUACCAACCUCGGUGGUGGCUUCGGGCCUUCUUACUCCAAUCUUGGCCUUGGCGAUUACCUCCUCGACAGCAAUGGUCAGAAUUCUGUGAUCUUUGACAGCAACAAUCCUUCCAAUAUGGCCGCGUCUGGAGCCCCGACUGGGACAGCCGGCCCUGCCUCCGCUCCUAGUUUCAUGUAGAUGUUGAGUCGUGUUAGGACAAGUAACUAUUGUUACUGAUAACGUUGUAGCUUGUGUAUUUGCUUUGAACGAUACUGCUGUGUUUCCCAUAAGCAAUUGCACUAUUGAAAUAAAUAUUUAUAUGCAAA
Haliotis rufescens (red abalone) is the source of this 1383-nucleotide messenger RNA. RefSeq names its product collagen alpha-1(XVII) chain-like. The record is from RefSeq and is a predicted model, not a curated record. Lineage: Eukaryota; Metazoa; Mollusca; Gastropoda; Lepetellida; Haliotidae. Bases 59 to 1255 code for a protein of 398 amino acids. The transcript has 8 exons.